Molecule: messenger RNA, 9414 nt
Organism: Pocillopora meandrina
Lineage: Eukaryota; Metazoa; Cnidaria; Anthozoa; Scleractinia; Pocilloporidae
Source: the annotation of a GenBank genome assembly
AUGUAUUCAAGCGCAUUCGACUCACUCGUUUGUUAUCUUUUGGCAAGGAGUGAUUGCAUGUGAUCAGCGACCCUUACCUCACUACAAGAGAAACUCUGAGAUUCAAUGUUCAACUGAGGUAAAAGUGCAUAUUUUCUACACAUUUUGCAAAGCUUUAGUUUUCUUUCUGGGUGAUAUUUGAGACGAAAUUUAAUCAUAAAUACAAGGACGUGUGUUACCUCUGAAUUAACCAAGUUAAUUGCCAAGCUCACCGAAGAGUCUCUGUGGCUCAGUAGUAGAGCGUCAGACAACGGAAUCCGAAGGUCUGAAGUUCAAUUCCUCACGGGGAUUCACUUCGUCCUACGUUCGUAUCGUGUCGUGUCUUACUUCAUUAACAUAUGAUACCACGCGAUUCUAAAGAGACAACGGAGUUAAGUGUUUAUUGACAGAGUUGCUUUCGUGUAGUCAGAACUUAGACUGAAAUUGCGGUCGAGGAUAAAAAUGUUUUGCUUCAUAAAAGCUAGUUUGAAUUCAAUAACGUCUCUUCAGCGCUAACCUCUCUGUGACGGUCGAGAGAAGAACCUUUAUUAAUCAAGUCAAGUUUGCAGUCCGCUAGGUCAGUUAUUAGCGCAGUCGGAAGAAAAUGAAGCCAGAUCAAACAUAUUCUAAGAAUUUUUUUUUCUUUUUGAGAAUAUGAGGAAAAGUAGCCUUGAAUCUCGAUCUCGGAAAAAACCUUCGUGAUCUCACCAUACCGGCACAUUAAUUAUUGUGAACGUACAAUCCAUUGUCGUGCAAUGUCAUCGUUACAUAAAGACAACCGCAUGUUUACAGGCUUAACAUAUCUGAAAACAGAUCCAGGAUACUAAAUCUCUCCCACACACUCCAUUUUAACCGCCAGGAAUGUUUUUUUCAAAGGCAGCUGGACUUUUGUCAACCCAUACAUCAUUAGCAUGCAGUUCUUAGGUUUAAAAAAAAAAAAAAAAACAACGACAGCAAAUAGAUUAAACACGAUCGAUAGAUUAUCUUUGGGAGUACGGCUUUGUUCUACAAUAGUACGUGUACGGGAUUAUACAGAAAUCUUCACCAGUUUUCCUUCAAAAAGCUAGUUUAAAUUCAAGAAAGUUUUAGUCUUGUGCUUGCCUUGAGGUGAAUAUCGAGCGAGGUUUGAUUUUCCUUGCUGAACGCCGACUAUUUUUAUUUUGUUUGAAAGGGAUUUUCACGGUUCGUUUGCCAUCGCUGGAACCUUUGUUUGUACAAGCUUGAGUUUAUGGUAAUUCGUGAGACCAUUGAAUGCACUAACUCAUGGAUAUGUCAUUCAGAACUAUAGAAGUUUGUUUUCAGUCUUAAAAUACCUUUCGUGACCCUCUGGUUUUCGUUGGUUUCGUUGGUUUUCGUGACCCUCUGACCGAAGUCACGAUUUUCGACUUUUUCCAGAUGUCCAUAUAAGCAGUUUUGAUUAUUUUGAUUACUAUUACAUCCUCGGAGACGCAACAGAUCGAAAAAAGAUACGAUGAAUGUGUAGUUUACACCAGUUUUGAACAAAACACGGAAAUUAAGGAAAGCACAGCAUACGUUUCUCAAGGCGGAAACCACAAACGGGCGUAUUCGGUGUCUUAAAGACAGAAUGCUUUGUAUGAUUUAAGUCAAGCGAAUAUCAACUUGCUAAAGAAUAAAGACCAAGACGAGGUGACUUUCAUCUUUCAAUAGGUAUUCAUUCAGCAUCAGUCACAACUAUGGCGCAGACGGUCCCUGCAGAUGAUGAGCAAAUGGAACAGAGAAAAAGUGGCUUGUACAAUUGCCUUAGUAAAAUCAAAAAAGAAGAAAACGACAGGAAAGACCCUGAAAGGAUUGACCUAGACAUAGAAAAGGAAAGAAAUACGGAGGAUAAACUUGCAGAUGAAUUGCUCGAAGCCCUCGAGAGAAAUGAUGCAGCUGAAGUUUGGGAUCUGGUUGAAAAUAAUCAUCCCAUCGAAGCGCUAAAAAUCAUGCAACGAGUCAACAAAGACAUCGCCAAGAAGGCGAGGAACAAAGAAAAGAGCUGCAAUUUCCAUUGUAAACCACAGGCAAUAUUAUCUUGCGUCGGAGAUACUUAUUCUCCUAGUAGUCGUCACAACGCAAAAGAGACGCAACACAUAGAGGAAGAACGAAAAGAUGAGGCGAGAAAAAGAAAGUGGAUCAAAAUACUCUCCAACCCUCUAUUCAUCGGAGUGGAAUGGCUCUGGAGAAGAAAUACCAACCGCCACUCUGAUGAUUGCCAUGAAAAUAACGACAGGGAUGCCAUAGGAAAGGCUUUAUAUGAUGCAUACCUACUGGAUAAGAUUACCUCGCACGAACACUACUAUAGUUUGGAGGAUUACAAGAGUUCCGUAGAAGCUUACGAGUCGUUCGCUGCUGAUGUCUUGGAGGAAAGCACCGUGACUGAGCUGUACGAGAUCAUGGACAUCGAGGGAGACGGCUUCUUACUUCGGGGGAGCCCCCACCGGCUUAGGAAGUUAGAUCAAAGUCUGAGCCUUCUAAAGAUUGCUGCUGAUUAUGGAAGAAAGAAGGUUUGUGUGGAUAUUGAUUCUUAAAUAAUUCUACUUAAUUCUCAAAAGCUCAAUCAAUUCAUCAUGUUAAUUAAAACGAUUUGCACAGCUCUAUAAAUUUGAAUUACUAAUCAAAUCGUUCUAUAAUGAAAUGUGCAAUUUCAGAGACGAGAAAAUUAUUGUCCAAAGCUUAUUUAUCCGAUGAGGUUAACGUGAAAACUAUGCUCAGUUGAAUAAAUUAAUUAUCAAUUUUGACCCUAGAUUUUGCAUGAGUCAAGUGGGAAGUUUAUAAAUGAUCACGCUUGGCGCAGUCCUGUUUAUAACGCCCACUCCUUCUCUUUUAAAAAAGGGUCGAGAUCAUCUUCCACUCCGUUGGUGGAGUGUGGUUCGAUUGCGACUGUGAUGUGCUGCAUGUCGACCCCAAGAAACGAUUACGUAUGGGAUUGGACAAACAUGACUAUUCGGAGAAGGGAUACUUGAUGUGAUAAGCACCACGCUUGAAUGCAUUUGGUGGAACUCUUAAUGUGUUCUCUGCCCUGCUCAAAGUUACGAGAUUCUAUGAUUAUCCUGGCAAUAAACACCUUUGUAAGGGGGGGGUAGGCAGAAGAGAACACUGGGCUCCGAGAAAACAUCAGAAUAAGCCAGGUUGUUCACAAGGCAAUCAAGCUGACGCAGGUUCAAUGCAAUUUUCUUACGUAGCCGUACAGCUUUUCGAAUAUAUUUUUUUCAAGUUUAUUGCUUCUAUUUUAUUUUUGCCGUGUACAAAGAUAAAGCCCCCUCCAAAAAAAAAAAAAAAAAAAAGUAGAUUCGAUUCUGUUAUCUUGCAGUUCAGUAGAACUAGUGGCACAAAGUCCAAUGAAAGGUCUGAAAAAGCUGUGAUAUCACUGUAAUUAAUGCUCUAGUCAAUCUUACUGCAGCUAUAGUGAAUGCUGAAUAAUGUAAUCUGCCUGUUAAAGCCUUAUUAAUCUUUUAAUUUGCAGUUUGUGGCGAGUGCAAGAUGCCAGUCUGUUCUUGACCAAAUCAUUUUCUACAAAUGUCCAGAAUGGAAAGACGAAGGCAUCAUGAGAAAGUUUGUGUGGGUCGUUGUUCAGUUGAUUCUCACGACAAUCCUCACUCCAUUCUACAUUUCUUUACGGAUGUUUGAAAAAGUAUUCCCAAAGAAGUCUUCCAACAUGUGUUCUAAUGGAAUCGCGAAAAAAUGCAUCGAAAGGAUUAGGAGCUUAUACGAACAUCCCUACUCGAAGUUUGUCAACCACUCAAUGUCUUACUUUUUGUUCCUCGCUCUCCUGUUGUUGUCAACGUUUGAUUUUGAGAAUGAGUACAAAUCAACUUCAGUAGGACUCACCAGGAUUGGUAAGUCCACGCUGCUGUUGUAAUUGUGUAUCCGUGUGAAAAAAAUUUUUUGGCGUACAAGCAGGCCUUCAUCAUAAGCGCCAUAUUAGUAAGAACCGAUGAAAAUGUAGUAUAAUUAAGGUUAUCCUAUAAUCUCCUUCUAUUGCAAAGUUACAAGUUGGGUGAAGGGUACUCGGAGAUUGAGUGCCGUUUCGAUUACGUGUUGUAAAUGUAAAAUAAAAGUUAUCAAAAAGUCCAAUCAAUGCAAAGAAGAAUAUCUUAAAGAGCCUAAUGGGAACUUGAAGGCGGAACAAGCAAUCUGUAUGAGACGCGGGCGAACGUGAGUGACUGAGAAAGUCACGACUAGCUUUAGUUCUGUAUCUAAGUGGUUCAUUGGAUGGCGCGAGUUUUCUAAAAUAAUCACAAUGCGUACAAAAACGAUUAAAAUGCAAUGACACAGGUUGCUUGCCACACUGAACACAAAAAAAAACCCAUGAGCAUGACGAAGCUACUCCAUGAUCUAAGAUUAAGUAAGGCAAACUAAAUCGUGCUACUGUUAAACUGGAGGGCACAAAGUUAACUGUUAAUUCACCCACCAUUCAAUUCCAAACGAUCAUAGCUGAGCAAAUUAAUAGUUUUUGUUUAACAUUCAUCCACAGACUAUGCAGCAAUUGUAUUCCUCAUUGGUCUCAUCUUGCAAGAACUUCUGAAAGCUCAAAAGCAAGGAAUCCAUUUUUAUUUCUCAAAAUGGUGGAAUAAAAUGAAUAUACUAACCCUGGUUACUUUCGCGGUGUCCUACAUUGUAUGGCUUGCCGCGUGGGUCCACUUUGGAGAAUGGCAACCGAGAAGAAACCCAUUUAUCGUGGCUGAUGUCCUGUAUGCAACUGGAACUGUUAUGGCAUUUCUCCACUUCACCUACAUAUUCCAAGUCAGUUCAACUCUUGGCCCCUUGCAACUUUCCUUGUACAGAAUGCUGAAGGAUAUAUACAGAUUUCUUAUUAUCUAUUUCAUGCUUUUCCUUGCAUUUGGAACUGGAUUAGUCAAGAUAUACUCAUACUAUGUUUCCUCGCUGCAUAAAAUAGAAGAUGCUAUUAACCCGAGUUCUCAUCAUGUUGCCAGGUAUGUGAACAACAGCUCGCUACACAUACGCGUGCACGAACGUUUUAGCAUAAAAAUACUAACGUUUUUGCUUAAAAUUACGAAAGUUUUCACGUAAAUUCACGGACGUUACGAUUAAAGGGCGUGGUGGGUAUACUGGUAAGUAUUCUAUUGUCGAUUGCAAUGUAUUGUGCUCUCUUACUUUGGAUAAUAACGAUAAUAAAUUGCGCGCGUUAAAUGAUAAAAGAUAUCCAUUGGGAAGCUUUCACAAAAGAGAAGAAAUUAUUUUAAGGAAUAAGAACAUGAAACAUGUCAAUUUAACAAUCUGCAAACACUGCCCGAAAGACCCUGCAGCUUAAGCGUGUAUGGUUUAUGCUUUCUAGGAGACAACGUUUUUGCAAUCAAAUGCAUGUAACUGGAUAAACAGACAUAGUUGUAAUAGACGGUAACAUGAAAAUAAAUAAGCUAUAAAUAACAAUCUUAUUUCGUGAUACAUUUGUUUAUUGAUGAAAAUGCUAAGCUGAAAACAGCAUUUUUGCCUCAUAUAACCUCGCCAAAAACCAAAAACUAAAACCAAUAUACGUAUGAAUUUGUCGACGUUCGGAACAAUUUUGAAUUCAAGUUCUUAAAAGUUCUCUUACCUUGUAAUGAUUCAGCUAAAAUUUAUCUCGUGCGUCACAUGUGAGAAAAAAGCAUGAAAAGAGUUUAUGAGAGGAGAAGAGUAAAUUGUACCUCGAAACGUUUAUCAUUAAAAGUCAAGAAUAUUUAAAAGAAAGCCGAUGUUUUACCUUCCAUAUAUUUUUUUCAGACACGACUUAGCUGCUAAACUGUUAGUUUCGAUAUUUCUGGGUAAAGUGGAUGACGACAAAGUAACGGUGCAGGAUCCAGCGUUUCACCUCACCGCUGUCAUUGGCCGUAUAUUUUUGUUCGCCUAUGGAAUCUGCACCACCCUCGUAGCAAUAAAUAUGCUGAUUGCUAUGAUGAACAACUCCUAUGAGAGAAUCAUGGUAAGAUCUCGAAAGCAUCUUGUAGUUAAUUUUGGUCGAGGUAAAAUCAGUCUUAUGAUGGAUCGCCCUCCUUUCUCAACACGCGGACUAGGUCACUAUCCUGCGUCAAGUGUCGCAGGUGCAAUAGAGGGGCGAGAUUUCAAUCCAAAAGACAAAAAAAAUAAACAUCUUGGCCCGCGGCUCCAUCAUUAGGUAACGUAAUUUUUGUCUUUCUGAGGACAAAAAUUGCCCGGAAUCGAAUCUUAAUUCAAAGGAACGACCGUGGUCUAUUUCCAACAACGAAGUGUCCAAGGAUAAAUAUUGGGGUACUAAGAAUCCGUGCUCUAUGGCACUCCUGGCCUUUCAGGUAUCUUUCCUCGCACGCUGAUCGACGAACAGCUCGGAAAAAAAAAAACGAAAACUAACAAGAUUUUGACAACACAAACCAGCGUGUCUUAUUACACGCGUUAUAUGCGGUUAAUACCUAGUUUGACCCGGGCCUUGUUCAUUCAUACGACAUCUUUAGACUGCCAAUUGCGUGCGAGUUUAGAGAAUCGACGGAAUAUAAAAGGUUGAAUGAAUGUAAUUUUUUAGAGCACCCUUCGGUAUUCUCAUCGAGCACACAUUUAAUGUAAUGGCUUCAUUAGUUAUACUUACACGAAGGUCUCUCGUAUUGGGUAUUCGCCUUUAGGAAGAUGCAGACCAGGAGUGGAAAUUCUCAAGAUCCCGGUUGUGGCUGGAUUAUAUCAACGAUGGAAACUUCGUACCAGUUCCUUUCAACAUCGCCUACUAUUCCCUUUAUCUCUUUUUCAUCCCCAACUACAUUUUCCGUGUAUGCUGCAAGAAGGAACAAUGGUCUCGUUCUCGGAAAGUAAGUGUUUGCUGCAUCAGACCUCUCCCUUCGGCUUUCAACUAGGUUUUUUUUUUCACAUUACUGGCCAGGAAGCUGGGAAACUGGGAUGAAGUAAGCUAAAUACAUUUAAUUUUCACUUUAAUUGCAAGAUAUGUGAUAAGUUUUCUUCAUAACAAAAUUACUUGGAUUUCUGUCUCUGUGCAUAUUUUCCGAGCAGGCUUCGGUAUCGUCAAUAUCGAAUAUUUGAAAUCGGUAUCGGCCCAUCCUUAAUGAAUACUUCAGAUUUUCCUUUUUGUAAUGUACUCCUUUUAAAAUAGAAAUUGUAUCAUUAAAAAGUUUUACGAUAAUGGUUCAGAAACUGUCAAACUGUUAGCAUACAGGGAAUCAAACAACGGCGUUCUUCAAGUAAAGUUUGAUUUUUCCAAAGUUUCUGUCAAAUGGAACCAGGACGAGAUUCUUAUUGAACGUUAUAGUGGACAAGGAACUCAAGACGUCUUUCGUUAUUGCUCCGACAUUGCUCAGACAUCUCUUACUUCAAAAUUAAAUUUGUAAAUAGAAGUGGCCAAAUCCCUAACUAUAUCCGAACUGAAAAUGUACUUGUGCUAUUAUUGUUAGCAGCCAUCAAACGAAACUGACAUGGAAUUGGAACGAAUGAAUUCGAACCUCGAGCGAUGCACAACAGACAAGGUAUUGAGACUUUCCUACAAACAGCUAUGUUCUUUUGGCUUUUUAAGCAUGAUACUUCUUGAGACAUUAUUUUAAUAUAAUCCAAAAACAUUUUUAGACAAUACUCAGUACCAGCAGAUAUACCAGAAAGGGGUUCACUGAAUUCGAAAUGGUUCUUUUUUGUUGCUGUGUCAACUAUGGGCACAAUGUAAAGAUACUCAGCAUCCAUAAGAAAAUGUGUUUUCUGAACCCGAGGAUUGAGGUGCUUCGGAGCUCUUUUAAUGAAAUAACCUAGGAAUAAGUGCUAUGCAAUUUUUUCACAAAGCGCCAGAGAAUCAGCUUUAAAAUGUCUCGUUUUGAUCUUCACUUAUGCAACGUCAGUUGGCCAAGUGAUACUUUAAGCGACCUCUCAGUGUUAGGGAAUUUUAAGAUUUAUUUAAAGAUUGUUGUUCCCGCUUAAGAUCUUUCGACGUUAUUUCAUUGAAAUCGAAACAUAGAAAUUAUAUUUACUGCCCUUUCUAACAUUAUAGAGGUGAAAGAGAGGGAGGUUCAAAACUUCUGUCACUAAGUACGGAAGUCUGCCUCACUAGAUAUUCUAUGUACAAAUGUGUGAGAAAGCUUGUGCUGCUUGAUCUAAGUAGUUGCGGCUGUUGUACACAAAAUUAUUACUAAAUACUUCAGCCCACGGCAGUAGCCGCAUCUGCUCUUGGUGCCAAUUCGGGCCAAAGAAAUCGGGCUCGGACAUUUAUGUACACAAUGUUAUUUCAGAUCACGUUUCCUCCUCACUUCGAAGAACAAAACCGUUGAUUCACAAUUUUCUUCUGACACUAACAUUAUAAAUUUUCUUGAGGACGGUGGCUGAAAUUGAAAGCAAUUUCUCUCGCUCACCCAAUACAAUGAUGAAGUCAAAUGCACCCAAAUCCAUGUAGUUUAAGGAUAGAAUACGUUACAGAAAUAUAUGAUUAUUGGUUGAUGACUUCAAUGAGCAGUUUGCUAAUGUCUUGUUUUCCAGACUCUUACACAUUGCUUCUCCUGCAUUUGCCCUGGAUGUUCAUGUUUUUGUAAGCCGACCCAAGCAAAAGUUGUUAGAGAGGUUUGUAAUAUAUAUAAUAGCUAACCUGUUAUUACGUCCGCUAAGACUUUGACAGGUGGGAAAUCUUGAGUGAAGCUUUUGGGUGUGGUCUGAAUGUCUGCGAGGUUUAUGACUCAUCUCCUUAUUUCCGAAAUUAAGGAGGUCUUGCUCGUCAACUGACUGAAUUGACGCUUAAUAACGUGGUUAAGUCUUCACUUACCUCUCAAGACAAGCAUGAGCUCCGAAUGAACCGUGUAUGUGCUUAUUUCAAACUUUACAUAUACAAUUUGUAACGUGACUGUUUCGCCUUUCAGGAACGCUUACAAGCGAUUAGAUUCUCCGUCGCAAGGUAUCUUAACAAUCACUACCCAAACGAGGAAAUAGAACGCGAAAUGGGCACACUGGUAAGUUCACCGGCACCAAAAGCAGAUGAAAGUCUCCAGGAGUGAAAGCUAUGUGGACAAUUCAGCUAAAUUAGUCUGAAGCAAAGGUCCGAAACGUUACAUUCAGUGAUGUUUCACUUUUAAAUUCCAUUUCUGUCGUUAUUAUACAUGCUUAAUAAGUAGAAAUCAGUUCCGGAGGAACCUGGAAACUGCUUAUCUUUGCUUUACUAUAGAUAGGUAAAGUCUUUGCUUAACAGAACGAGAGGCGUUGAUAGGAACCUUAAUGAUAAUGAUACUAACUUUUUGUGACCGGGCAACACAGGCGAAAACAAAUAACGCUAGUGAUCAUUAAUUUCUUGAGCCGCAUGUGUUAUUAGCUACAGUCCCAGAUCAAUUGCAUAAAGUAAAGCUAAACUCUACACAUAGAGAAUAACAUCCAACUUGUUUUUAUAUUCGUAUGAAAGAGGCAAGUAAGUGGCCAUUUUCGGCAUUGUAUUGCAUAACUGAAUAAAUAUGACAG